AUGGGCUGCUGCGAUGAAGUAACGUCAAAGAACUUUUCGCUCUAUGGUCAAUGGCUCGGCCUGAUAUCAGUCGUCCUGCUGAUUGCGCUAGGCAUUGUCGGAUUUGUGAACCAUAUUGUUUUCAGCAUUGUUGGAUGGGUGCUUGCGCUGAUCUUGUUGUUCGUCGAAAUUCCACUCUGUCUCAAGUGCUGUCCGACAAGUCCGAAAUUGUUUGCGGUUGUCAUGUUUCUGUCCACCUUGAUGGACAAGGGUCCAUUAAUCGCAGCUGCUGUCAGCUUGCUACUAGCUGCUAUCUGCUAUGGUGCUGGCGCUGCUACGGGUCAAAGCUUUGCUAGCUCAAAGUACCUCGGUGGAACCGGUGUUGACAAUGUCAAAUUGACAUCUUUGCGCGGUGAAGUCGAAGCUGCCAACACUCGUGCAGACGAUGCUGAAGCCCGUGUUAAGCAGUUGGAAGCCGAACAUACGCAAAAAGACCAUGAACUGAGCUCGCUGGAGUCACGUGUGAAACUUCUGCAAGAACAACUCGACAAGGCCGAGCUCGACUUUAAGGAAGCCUCAGAAAAUUUCCGCGAAGCUGAUCUGCGCGCUGAGCAGUUUGAGAAGAAGGCAAACAACCUGCAACAAGAACUGGAGACUAUGGAGCUCAAGAGCGAAGAAAUGACCCAAAAAUACCAGGCUGCCAAGGCCGAGAUGGACGAUCUUGAGCGUCAGCUAGAAGGUGUUUAG
Molecule: messenger RNA, 726 nt
Organism: Zychaea mexicana
Lineage: Eukaryota; Fungi; Mucoromycota; Mucoromycetes; Mucorales; Lichtheimiaceae
Exons: 10
Coding region: 1-726 (241 amino acids)
Cellular component (GO): membrane
Source: RefSeq, a predicted model, not a curated record